Molecule: messenger RNA, 720 nt
Organism: Dictyostelium purpureum
Lineage: Eukaryota; Evosea; Eumycetozoa; Dictyosteliales; Dictyosteliaceae
Exons: 1
Coding region: 1-720 (239 amino acids)
Source: RefSeq, a predicted model, not a curated record
AUGGAGUUGGAUAAUCAGGUCCCCAAUCCACAAUAUCAAAAUCCCCAAAUGCCCCCAAAUCAUUUUAAUCAUGGUUUUCUUUUAAAUUAUCCACAAGUAAACCACAAUCAAGUAUUAUAUGAUUAUUUUUCUAACCAACAAAUAAUCCUAUACCAAAACUACUUAUCAGAACAAUCGCAAUCACAAACCCAAAGUAGAACUCAAAUCCAAUCCCAAACACCAACAACAAUACAAACACCUACACAAACUUAUCAAUUUCGACCACAAGAUCAAACACGUACUCAUUCACAUCAAACACAAUAUAAUGCAUAUUAUCACCCAUAUCAAUUGCAAAGGCAGAUACAUCCACAUAAUCAAACUAUGCCAUAUCCUUUUUACCACCAACAUAUACCAAGAGAAAAUAAUCGAAAUUAUCGAAAUUUUGGUUUUCAUCAAGCUUAUGGCAGUAAUCUCCAACAAUUUCCACUACAGAAUCCCCAAUUUCAGAACCAAUAUUAUGGUAAUCAAUCCACUAUAAAUAAUAAUAAUAAUAAUAAUAGUUUUUUUAAUAUGGAUAUGAACUAUAAUACCAACCUCAAUGAAAAUAACAACGAGAAUAAUAAUUCUAAUGAUAAUAUUAAUUAUAAUAAUAAUAACAACAACAACAACAACAACAACAACAACAACAACAACAACAAGCAACAACAACAACAACAACAACAACUACAACAACAACAAUAA